GGCGGCACCGUCGUUUUCCAGUCCUUGGCGUUGCCAACACACUCUCGAACAACCACCAAGCAUCAUUACAUAUAUAUACAUAUACCAAUCAGUGAGGAGAUACUCGUUGUUUUGCCAGUGCACAUCAACGUGUUCGUCGUCGAUAGUUUUCGUACUCGUUUCGCGACAGCAUGAGCACCGUCCAGGCCAACGGAAUCCGGGACGACGCUGCGCUGUCGGACAUUGCGAUUCCAUUCUACCGCAGUACGCCAAUCCUCGGAUCGUUGGCGGUGAUACUGCUCACUACGGUGGUCUACUUCGUCUACCAUCGGUACUAUCGUUCCGCCCCGCCCUCCAAACGCGGAGCCCACGUCCAGGUCUCUUCCAUCGACGCACAAAACUCCGUCAGUUUGGCAGACAUGGCCUACCUGGCGCACGUGCUAUCGCCCCAGUCGACCCAUAUGGACGUACUGUGGGCUGCUAUUUCGACACCCGAAAUGCUGCAAACCAGUGAGGCCGAAGUGCACAAGGUGGAGCGGAUCCGACGAGACCGACAAAGCCGACGCGCGACGCAAAAACCCAACAUUCCCGACGAAUUGGAAGCCCUCGUGGAAGACGACGAUGGAUGGGGGGAAGACGAAGACGAUGUGGACGAAAGCGACCAAGCGGCGGCACAAGUCCGUGCCAAAGCCAAACAGGCCGAACAGGAACGCCAGCAAGAUAUGGAACGGCUUAAAGCCGCCACCGGACAAACCAACGAACCGCUCGAGGGAAUCGAUCCAGGAGUUAUUGGACAAACUUGGGUCGAAGCGACACUGGCCCAACACCAGUCCUGGCCACCGCCAUUGACGGACGUUAUCACGGCACAUACGUAUACUUAUGAAGACCAGCCCGUUGCGAACCCACUCGACCACAAAGGUCUGCGCCGUUAUCUCUGUAUGACCAUGGGUCGUUUGAACGCACAAAUACUCAACACCAAACCCGAACUACUCCAAGCCGGAGCGCAAAAGCUCAUCGACCAGACGUAUUUUCGGGGCAGUUUGGAAUUCCGUGGUCGCGUCGGGACCUUGUUGGAAGCUAUCUUGCGACUCGGUACCGUGCUGAAAUCCCGGGCACUCGUUGCAACCACCAUUGAAGCCGUCGCGUCGUUCAAAGUCGGGUGUUUGCCGGGAAAAUCGACGACUUGGUUCCUGCAAACCAUGCAACGCCAGUACGGAUGUCAACCCCAUCUCGCGAUACACGAAAAGAAAGUCGAAGUCCCUCUUUACGAAGAAAGCAGCAUCCUGGCCACGGGAGACAUGGCGGAAUUUUUCCUCGACUUGGAACGCACCCACGCAGAAAAUUUUCUGAAACAAAAGAUCGCCAUGUGUCAAAAACAAGGCAUCCCGCCGCAAGUCGCGCUGCAAGCCUACCGGGAAGGAUGGUGGUUCCUAUUGCGGGCGGAAAACGUGAACGACCCAAAUAUUCGAGCGGAACCGAUCAUGCGCGAGUCGCCCAUUCUUUCCAAACUCGACAGUCAAGAUCUGGACAAGUUUGAAGCCGCGACACCGGCCGCACAGCGGCUCAUUACCGCAUGGCCCAUGAUUGUGCAAAACUGUGCCCAAAAAGCGGGCAAGGUGCGGAUUCAGUUUCCGGUACCGUCCAUUCCGGGCAAGUACCGGUUGGUGCUCGACAUCAAAUCGCAAGAUUUUUUGGGCGCCGAUCAACAAAUCGUCAUCGAAAAGGAUGUUGUGGAUGCCCAGACGAUCCAGCGAACACUGAAACCCAAGGAAGAACAAGCCAUCAAAAAUGAAGAGUCCAAGGGGGAAACCAAAAAGGAAGCGUAAUUGCGUCUUAUAAUAUACUUACCGAUUCAAAGU
Molecule: messenger RNA, 1838 nt
Organism: Phaeodactylum tricornutum CCAP 1055/1
Lineage: Eukaryota; Bacillariophyta; Bacillariophyceae; Surirellales; Neidiaceae
Exons: 1
Coding region: 171-1805 (544 amino acids)
Source: RefSeq, a predicted model, not a curated record